This is a messenger RNA of Cokeromyces recurvatus, 935 nucleotides long. RefSeq lists its product as uncharacterized. Lineage: Eukaryota; Fungi; Mucoromycota; Mucoromycetes; Mucorales; Mucoraceae. The coding region runs from base 415 to 846 and encodes 143 amino acids. The transcript is spliced from 3 exons. The record is from RefSeq and is a predicted model, not a curated record.
CUACUUUAGCUUUCCUAAUUAUAGCGUCAGUGGAUUGUUUAUUGACGAUAGUGAUGUUUAUAAUAACGAAACAAGUUACAACUACUAUAUUCUGUGGCCAAUUCUAAACUCUUUAUCAAAAUCAAUCCAGAAUACUAAGUUUUCAUUAGGUGAAAAGAGAUCAGACGCUGUUUCCCAGGAGCUAAAUUUGAUCUACGAUGACAAUCGACAUUUCUAUAAUGCUGAUGGUAUCAUUUCAAAUACAGAAAGUGAGAUCGAAAUAGCAAUCUUGGAAACAACAGUUCCCUUACUUUAACAAAACGAUCUAAAAGAAACUCAAGAUUAUAUCAAGGCUGGAUACGGCCUUGUCGCUAUGCUGCAUAUCAUCGGGCGAAGGUUCUACUAUGGUGAUAUGGAAAGUUUCAAAAAAAAAAAAUGGGUUCUUUUUUUGUUCAGGCAACACCAACAAAGAUCAGGAUUUGGAGAGCAUUUAUGCCGGCAAGCAAAAUUUAUGUAAUCAAUUGUAUUGGUUUAGUCAAAGUACCAACAGCAUCAAAAACGUCAGAGGAAAACUUGAGAGAGUUGAUUAAUCUAUUUUGGCGAUUUAGAAAACUAAUAAAAGAAUCAUAUCAAGCUAUUAAUGAGUUACAAGGAUCACACAUUAAUAAUAUGAAGAAAAAGUCUAGGAAGUUGGAGGGGAACGUAAAAGUCACAAGUCUGUGUGAUCACUUCAAAAUAAAUACCUUAAUUAAAUUGCCGCAGAUUUACAUCAAAAAAUCAAGUCAUUUGCAAAUCAAUAGCUCGCCAAUUAGGCCAGACAACAGUAGUAAAAUAAUUAGGGCAUACCUAUUGCUGGUUUUUCAUUAAAAUAAUAUAGUCUACUAUAUAUGCUUAAUACUUGGAAUAUUUUAUAGUUAUUUAAUUAAAAUAUACAUGUUAACUUGUAGACCAAGUAG